UUUUUCAAAACCCCUUUGAUAAACUUUUCUCCACAUUUCCCCAAGUCCCCCUUCUCCAACUUGUUUACUUUAAUUCGCUCUAUAAUUAACAAUCUUGAGUUCAAAGAUUUUCAAAAAAUUUUCUCUACCCUCGAUUCUCCAUAAGUCUCGCCUUGGUUUUCGUUGCGUCUAAAAUUGUUCACCCCAAUUUUCACCUCUCAAGUUUGAUUCUUGUCCGGCUGGAAUCAUCAAUCCCUCUUUUCCCCUCAAUUUUCCCCAAAUUGAAACCCAAUUUUCCCAAUAACAGGAAAAUAGUAUAACUUUUUUGAUAUUUUUUUGUACAGGAUUUUUUUGUUUGGGGAAUUUUGUUGGGGUUUGAGAAAUGAGUUUUCAGGAUCUAGAAUCGGGGAGGGCAAUUGGGUCGCGGCCAAGAGGUUUGGUGAAUGGGAAACAAGACCCGACCCAAGCUGUGGCGUCGGGGAUUUUUCAGAUCAAUACCGCCGUCUCCACUUUUCAACGGCUAGUUAAUACCCUCGGAACUCCUAAAGACACACCUGAGCUCCGUGAGAAGCUGCACAAGACGAGGCUGCACAUAGGGCAAUUGGUUAAGGAUACCUCAGCAAAGCUGAAGCAAGCAAGUGAAACGGAUCACCGUGUUGACGUCAGUGCCAGCAAGAAAAUUACAGAUGCUAAGCUUGCUAAAGAUUUCCAGGCAGUCUUAAAAGAGUUUCAGAAAGCCCAACGGCUUGCAGCUGAGAGGGAAACGGCAUAUACACCUUUUGUUCCUCAAGCAGUCCAGCAAUCUAGCUACACUGCUGGUGAGACAGAUGUGAAUUCAGAUAAGAGUUCAGAACAGCAAGCACUUCUUGUAGAAUCUAGAAGACAAGAGAUCUUAUUGUUGGAUAAUGAGAUUGCCUUCAAUGAGGCGAUAAUAGAGGAAAGAGAGCAGGGUAUACAAGAAAUACAACAACAGAUUGGUGAAGUAAAUGACAUAUUUAAAGAUUUGGCAGUGCUUGUUCAUGAACAGGGAAAUAUGAUUGAUGAUAUUGGUUCCCAUGUUGAGAAUGCUCAUGCUGCAACAGCGCAAGGGAGAUCACAGCUUGCCAAGGCUGCAAAGACACAAAGAUCAAACUCAUCUCUGACCUGCUUGCUUCUGGUCAUUUUUGGGAUUGUGCUUCUCAUUGUUAUUGUAAUAUUUGCUGCCUAGUGAGAAAAGUUUGAAUAUGAUUGGAUGGAGAAUUUACGUCUACUCGACAAUCCUGUGAUCAAGUUUGUUUUGUGAAGAGUGCAGCUGAUUGGAUCGCACCACUCACUGAAAUUGUAUCAAUAGCAAGAUUUAUGACCUCCAUUGCCAUAUUAAGUUUUUAUUUUUUGGGUGGGGAUUGGUGUUGUAUUUUGUAAUUGGCAGGUUUGGGUUCGAGGUUUUCCUUUGCUUGUCAUAUAAUUAAACUCGUCUUGCAAAUAUAAUUGAUUUUUCUGUUGAAUGAUUAUCAAUCUGUUUGUGUGGGAUUUUAUGCUACUCAUUGACUCUACUGGUUUGUU
Molecule: messenger RNA, 1521 nt
Organism: Coffea eugenioides
Lineage: Eukaryota; Viridiplantae; Streptophyta; Magnoliopsida; Gentianales; Rubiaceae
Product: syntaxin-22-like
Exons: 7
Coding region: 362-1186 (274 amino acids)
Biological process (GO): vesicle fusion; vesicle-mediated transport; intracellular protein transport
Cellular component (GO): SNARE complex; endomembrane system; membrane
Molecular function (GO): SNARE binding; SNAP receptor activity
Source: RefSeq, a predicted model, not a curated record